CGGGAGGCGUGACUAGGGGCUGGAAGCAGGCGGGCCGCGGCGCCGUGGGCCCGGGCUGCCGCUGUCAUGGACGCCUGGGUCCGCUUCAGUGCUCAGAGCCAAGCCCGGGAGCGGCUGUGUAGGGCCGCCCAGUAUGCCUGUUCUCUUCUUGGCCAUGCUUUGCAAAGACACGGGGCCAGUCCCGAGUUACAGAAGCAGAUUCGACAGCUGGAGGGCCAUCUGAGCCUUGGAAGGAAGUUGCUACGCCUGGGGAACUCAGCGGACGCCCUCGAGUCAGCCAAAAGAGCUGUGCACCUCUCAGAUGUUGUCCUGAGAUUCUGCAUCACUGUCAGCCACCUCAAUCGAGCCUUGUACUUUGCCUGUGACAAUGUUCUGUGGGCUGGAAAGUCCGGACUAGCUCCCCGUGUGGACCAGGAAAAGUGGGCGCAGCGUUCAUUCAGGUACUAUUUGUUCUCCCUCAUCAUGAAUCUGAGCCGCGAUGCUUAUGAGAUUCGCCUGUUGAUGGAGCAAGAGACUUCAGCUUAUAGCCGGCGAAUGAAGGUCUCUGGAGUAGGAGUCUCAGGAGGAGUUGAGCCUGGGGGACUUGGGGCACCAGGGCCUCCAGGAGGGUGCCUGCCACAGCUGGUUCUGAAGUUUCGACUCCGAAUCCUGCUACUGGCUCGUGUCCUUCGAGGUCACCCCCCUCUUCUGCUGGACGUGCUCAGAAAUGCGUGUGACCUCUUCAUCCCGCUGGACAAGCUAGGCCUCUGGCGUUGUGGCCCUGGGGUUGUGGGGCUGUGUGGCCUCAUUUCCUCCAUUCUGUCUAUUCUCACCCUAAUCUGUCCCUGGCUAAGACUCAAGCCCUGACACUAUGUACAGGAUAGGGAAGGGAGCCUGAGCUGGUGAGAUGGGAUCUUAGAGUGUCCCUAUAUGCCAGCCUCAUUCCAAGCUGACUCCCUGACUGAAGUUAAGAUCCAGAUACUUAGGGACAAAGGGAAGAGCCUUGCCAAAGACGAGACAAGGUCAGGAAGGUGAUGCUACAUUGCCAGAAUCUUUUUGCUAUCUUCCCUUUAUCUGUCUUGAGUCUGGUUAGGAAUUUGUCACCAUGCGACAGAAUUGUCUUUCUGAAUCCCCUGUCUAGAUUCUGAAGAGGAGAAUUAUUUUUUUGGUAGGGGAGUGUAAGCUUUGGGUGGUAGAGCAUAUUCUUUCUUUUCCAAAGCAGAAUGUAGCAUCGUUUCCUCCUUCACACACCAUAAUUUUCAAGGCUUAAUUUCACGUCCCAACAAGCUCUUUCUUCACAUCUCCCCAGCACAGGCUGUUUGACGAUCCUUCCCGUGUCCACCUCCCCUGACUCCCUCCUGACUUAGCACUGACUCUUCUCUGUCCUCCACGCCUUUCAGCUUCUGCUUACACUUUGAUAUUAGAAUUUCCUCCUCCCCUGGCUCUUGCCCUUUCUUUAGCUCUCCAUACUGAUGCUAUAUCUAGCCUCGUGCUGUAAAUACUGUACAAUGGCUCCGUGUGAAUAACUGUGGUCUGUGCCCACAGUGCAAGCAAGCCUACCGGGACGACAAAUUGAAGAUCAGUUUGCUGACUGACUUAUUUAUUCAGUUUCAAGAUGGGGGUCUCACUAAGUUACCUAGGUUGGCCUGAAACUCUUGACUUCUGCCUCAGACUACUGAGUAGCUAAAAAACAGAUGUGUGCCACUCCAUCCAGCUGUUCAUUGACAUCUGGUCUGGUCUUUUCAUGUUCUGGUCAUUUUCAGCUUUAGUUCCUGUGACUGUGGAUGGGUUUCUGUAGCACUGGCAGCUAAUGCUGUUAGUUACUCUUAGGUUUUUACCCAGAAGCUUAAGUUUGAGGGAAAGUAGGUAGUGGACAUACGAAAGAAGUGAGAUGCUUCUCCCAUUCUUUUUUUUUUUUUUUUUUUUUUAACAAUUUAUUCACUUCAUAUCUUGGUUGUAGGCCCCUCCUCAUCUCCUCCUGGUCCCACCCUUCCUCCCUCUUCUCCUCCCCCCAUCCCACUCCCCUAGUCCAUAGAAAGGGGGCACAGUGCUCCUCUACUGUCUGACCCUAGCCUAUCAAGUCCCAUCAAGACUGCCUUGAUCCUCUUCCUCUUUGGCCUGACAAGGUUGCCCUGCCAGGGGGAUGUGCUCAAAUAGCAGGCAACUGAGUUCAUGUCAGACAGCCUCUGCUCCCUGGUCCUUGAUUGAUGCAUCAGUCUCUGCUGACCCCUUGGCCCGGAUUUGUUGGCUUUGUUGGUCUUCUUUGUGGCACUCCUGUCCCCUCCCUGCCCUCCUAUACCCCACUUCUUCCAUAAGAUGCCCUGUGCUCUGUCCAGCUUUUACCAUUCUUGAGACAUUUAUAGCCUCAAGCUGAAGGAGGGGUGGUCUAAACCAAGACAAUUAUAUUGACACUAAAAAGCACGCCUGUUGAAAAAGGCUCUCUGGGAGCUAUUCAGCACACACACGCAUGAUCAGAACUCAAUGGGCUGGCAAGCACAGUAGGACCACCCUCACACCAGGCACGAAAGUGCCGCUGUCGCCACUGUCAGCUCUUAUUUUGCAUUUGCCAGGUUGAUAGUAAUAAGUUAAAAAAAUGUCUGUAGCCUCUACUUUCUGUUCUAAAAUGGAGUAAAUCAUUGGACAAAUAAACAGUGGAAAAAACA
Psammomys obesus (fat sand rat) is the source of this 2642-nucleotide messenger RNA. It is a transcript of the gene Pex11b, whose product is annotated as peroxisomal biogenesis factor 11 beta. The record is from RefSeq and is a predicted model, not a curated record. Gene Ontology annotation, biological process: regulation of peroxisome size; peroxisome fission. The transcript has 4 exons. Gene Ontology annotation, cellular component: peroxisomal membrane. Bases 67 to 846 code for a protein of 259 amino acids. NCBI's taxonomy places the organism in Eukaryota, Metazoa, Chordata, Mammalia, Rodentia, Muridae.